AUGGCCUCAGCCCACCAACAUCACCGCUACGCCCUUCCCCCGCCAAACCAGAACGACUUCCGCCUCCCAUCCCUCAAGGACCUCAACUUCACCUACCAGUCACCCACAGGCCAGCCCGAUCAGCAGCAACAGCAGCAGCAGGACCACCAGCAGCAGCAAAGACAGCACCCAGCAUGGUCUCGCGCCCCACCCGCACAGCAGCAGCCCCCACCCGCCCCCCACCAGCAGCACACUCCCCCGCUGUCGGCUGGCCACGACGUCGCAACAAAGGUCGACUAUUCAAAACACGAAAAUGGCGGAUAUGCGCACCCGGGCAUCCCCCUCUCAGCCCAGGCCACUCCCGUGCCAGUGAAUAUCGGGGCACCGCGCAGCGAGGACAUCGCCCCGUCGCCCAGCCAGCCAAAACGGUCGCGGAACGCCUCAGCGAACAUGGGUGCACCCCGUGAGGUCCGCGCGUCUCAUCCGGCAUAUCCUCCUCCCCAUUAUGCAUCUUAUCCGCCAUCUCAGCCUCCUCAGCCGCCGGCCCAGUACCACCAAAUCCCGUCGGGGAUGUCUGCACCAUCGACUCAAGCUCCGCAGCCAGCACCCGCCCCGGCUCCGGCCCCGCCACCCCCGCCGGCCCACGGGCAGAUGCAGCACCACCCGAUUCCCGUGUCUGCACACCCAGGGUACGCGCCGUAUCAGCACCAGUACAUGCAGCCCCGCCAACCCGUAGUGCAUCAGCAUCCAGCCCAUCAGCCACAACAAAACCAUUCCAACCCUUACCCCUCUCCCGGUCCGCCUCCCUCCGCUCCUCCUCCGCAAGGGCCCUGGGGACAGACACAUCCCCAGCCUCAGCAUCCCCCUCAACCCCCGCCUCAACAGCAGCACCAACAACAGCAACCCCCUCCACAACCCCAGCCACCACCACAACAACAUGUCCAGCACUAUCAACAACCUCCAGCACAAAUGCCCUCGAAUCAACCUCCUCCACCUCAUAUGAUCCAGCAACAUCAUCAACAGCCCCCUCCACCGCCUCCUACUCCUCAGCAACAUCCGCAACAGCAACCCCAGCAGCAGCCACCACCACCGCAGCAGCAACACCCUCAGCAUUAUCAACAGCAACCGCAGCAGCAACCCUUGUCAUUUCCUUCACGAACUACUGCUAUCGUACCCACUAAUCUCGAAACCCGGCCCACGACUUAUCAUGAACCGGAACGCGUUCCCUCUGCCCGCAAUGACCCAAUGGCUGAAAUCACUAAUCACUGCAUUAUCCUGCAUAGCUUCGCGAGUCGAUACGCCCAGCUGCAAGGCACGAUGCCGGGGGUCCAGCCGAGUGCGCCGGAGCUGGAGGAGAUGUCCCAACGCGCCGUGGCGGUUGUGCGCCUGCUGGAAGAGCUUCGGAGGAUGCAACUGCCAGAAGGAGACCGCGGGGCGCCUGUGGGGGCUGGUGCCGUCCCCGGUGGUGGGGACACGAUGCAGCAAUCGCCUGACGACCAUAGGCCGCCCAAGAGGCCUUGGGAAGACAUCUCGCAGGACGAGGGCGGCGCUGGGACGCAGGCUGGUGGUGUUACAGAGGUCAAUGGCUUCGCGGAGCAAUAUGCGCCAAACGGGGACGCGUCAACGGUCCCACAGUCGACGGCGGAACAGGACAUGGAGAUCAUCCGCACGAAGCGCGCGACGAGCACGGCCGUAGCUGCUGGGUCUGCAGGCCAGCCGAAGAGCAAGUACAGGAAAAGAAGUCGCGCCACACCACCGGGCAAGUGCCAUUCGUGUAACAUUAGGGAGACGCCAGAGUGGAGGAGAGGGCCGGAUGGAGCGAGGACGUUGUGUAAUGCGUGUGGUCUACACUACGCGAAGCUCAUGCGGAAACGCGACAAAGCCAACGCGAACGGCGAAGCACCGCACAUCGACCUCGAGACACUGCGCGCCUCCGCCCGCGCAGCCGACAUUGCAGAGAAAGCCUCCCGCGCGAAGCAGGGGUCGCGAGCCAACGGCACGUCCAACACACAAGCCCAAGGCGGUGACGGGGAUUCGUCGAUGGCCGAUGGAGUGAAGCCGGCACCCACAGGGCAGCAGCACUCGUUCCAGCUGGUGAAUAUGAUGGCGCCGAUGCCGCAGGAGCAGCAGGCGGUGGGUGGGUCGGCGUCGGUCGGGGUGAUGGACGUGGGGAUUGGUGGGGCGGUGAAUGGGAGCAUGGCGAAUAGGGGAGGAGGGCAGCAGCAGUCUCAGCCACAACAGCAGCAGCAGCAGCCACCACCACCGCAACAACCACAACAGCAGCCACAGCAGCAGUCUCAGCCUCCACCACAGCAGCAGCAGCAACCGCAACAUCAGCCUAUGCACUCCCACCCUCCACCUGUGACGGCUCUCGCCCCUCCUCCGCCGUGGUCGCGGGGGUAUACACAACCAGAGCAUAUGCAGCACCAGUCGUUCAUGCGUGGGUCUGCGACUCAGCCACGAUGA
Molecule: messenger RNA, 2445 nt
Organism: Cyclocybe aegerita
Lineage: Eukaryota; Fungi; Basidiomycota; Agaricomycetes; Agaricales; Hemipholiotaceae
Source: the annotation of a GenBank genome assembly